AUGCCUGUUUAUUCCAACACACCUUUAUUCCACCCUGACCAGUUCAACGCCCCUUUUAUUCUGCCCUGUCUUUUUAUCCUAACCUCCCGUUUAUUCCAUACCACCUGUUUUGAAUUCACCCUGAACGUUUAUUCCACCCUAUCCGAUUAUUCCAGUAUCCCUGUUUUUCUUGCCUUUUAUUCCACCCUAUCCGUUUAUUCGCGACUCCCCUUUUAUUCCUGUCUGUUUAUUCUGAUAUCCCCGUGUAUUUCGUUUAUUCAAAUAUGCCCGUUUAUUCCACCAUUCCAUUUCUUUUCCAACGUACCCGUUUAUUUAAGCCUGUUCGUUUGUUACUCACUCCCCGUUUAUUCCAACUUGCCUGAUUAUGUAUCCACUUCUUCUAUUCUAUCCUACCCGUUUAUUCCACCACUCCUGUUUUUAACGCACCCUGCCCGUUUAUUCGAAUAUCACCGUUCAUUUCACCAUAACUGUUCAGGAUUGCCCCUUUAUUAUAGCAUCCCCUUUUAUUCCGACCUUCCCGUUUGUUCCGUCCUACCCAUCUACUGCAACCUGUCCGUUUGCACCAUUAUGCCCGUUUAUUGCAACCUUUUCCAGCAUGUCUAUUUAUUCAAUCGCUAA
Molecule: messenger RNA, 618 nt
Organism: Acanthosepion pharaonis
Lineage: Eukaryota; Metazoa; Mollusca; Cephalopoda; Sepiida; Sepiidae
Source: the annotation of a GenBank genome assembly